AUGGCUGAACCGGUUGAACAAGCUAUCGAACGAGCCACUACCGCGACGGAUGAGUCGGCCGCGGCCAUCGAGGUCUUCAAUUCGAUUAAAGUAUCGUUAGCAGAUCUUUGCGCCAAAGGAACAGCACAAUAUGCGCACAAAAACUACGAAGAUGCCGCGGAUCUGUACGCGCGAGCCUCAGAGCUCCAGGCCGAGCUCAAUGGUGAGAUGUCUCCUGAUAACGCAGAGAUCCUAUUCCUAUACGGCCGGUCGUUAUUCAAAGUUGGUCAAAGCAAAAGUGAUGUUUUAGGUGGAAGAGCCGGGGGCGAAAAGAAAAAGCCAAAGGCUGCACCAAAGCCCAAGGCUGAACCCAAGGAGGAACCCAAGGAGGAACCCAAGACUGAGGGCGAGAGGAUUACGGAAGAAGGUGUUGCAAUUACUGCAGAGGAAAAUACAGGGACAAAAUUGGAAGGAGAUGUUGAUGCGAAGAAGCCAUUAUUUCAGUUUACUGGCGACGAGAACUUCGAAGACUCGGGUGAUGAAGUAGAGGGCGAGGAUGGUGAAGGUGAAGAUGAGGAGGAAGAAGACGAUCUUGCAGCUGCGUUUGAAGUGCUUGAUCUCGCACGCGUCCUGUUCAUGAAAAGGUUAGAGCAACCGGAGGAAGAAGGCAAAGGAAAGGAAGUUGGCGACUCGGCGAUGACGAAGCAUUUGAAGGAACGGCUUGCAGAUGCGCACGAUCUCCUUGCGGAGAUUUCUCUUGAAAAUGAGAGGUUUCCGGCUGCUGUGUCGGACUUCAAGGCUUCGCUAUCGCUGAAAAAGGAACUGUAUCCCGAGGAGUCCGAGGUCAUUGCGGAAGCUCAUUAUAAGUUAUCUCUAGCCUUAGAGUUCGCCUCGAAUACAAGUGAAAAGAAGGAAGGCGAUGACUCGACCGCUGAAAAUGAGGUUGAGGAUGGGCAAGCUCUAAGAGAAGAAGCUGCGAGGGAGUUGGAGGCUGCAAUCAAUAGCACGAAUCUCAAGUUACAGGCCAAGGAGGUUGAGCUUGCGUCUUGUUCCUCUCCGGAUGACAAUGAGGUCACCCGAGCCCAGAUUGCCGAUGUCAAGGAAAUCGUUGGUGAUAUGGAAGGUCGCCUCGCGGAAUUAAAAGCUCCUCAAGUCGACGUUGAUGCCAUCAAAAGCACUUUAGGCAUGGCGGGCGGCAAUGCUAUGGGCGGCAUCCUUGGUGCAACCUUAGGCGAAAGCCCCGCUGAAGCAGCCGCUAGAAUCGAGGACGCGAAGAACAAAGCCAACGACUUGACAGGACUUGUUCGUCGUAAGGGCGAGAAGAGUGCAAAGGAUAUAGAGGUUGCCACUGUGCCGGCAGCAAGCACCAAUGGAACGAACGGGACAAAUGGGAAGCGUAAGGCGGAGGAUGAUGCCGAGGUUUCUGAUAAUGCGAAGAAGGCAAAGGUGGAAGAUGCUCCAGAGGACUAG
This is a messenger RNA of Venustampulla echinocandica, 1449 nucleotides long. RefSeq lists its product as uncharacterized. Bases 1 to 1449 code for a protein of 482 amino acids. The record is from RefSeq and is a predicted model, not a curated record. NCBI's taxonomy places the organism in Eukaryota, Fungi, Ascomycota, Leotiomycetes, Helotiales, Pleuroascaceae. Gene Ontology annotation, cellular component: nucleoplasm. Gene Ontology annotation, biological process: CENP-A containing chromatin assembly; DNA replication-dependent chromatin assembly. The transcript is spliced from 4 exons. Gene Ontology annotation, molecular function: histone binding.